AUUCGAACCCUUCUCAAUGGUUUAAAAUGCCGCCAUCUAGGCGAAUUUCGUUGGUAUAAAGACACCUUUCUUAGUCGAGUCAUGGACUUACCCGUGAGUAAGUAUGAACAUUGGAAAGCUAAAUUCAUUGACGGUCUUCCCCCCCUAUUUGCUGCACGUGUUCGUAAAACUCUUAGAGGAUCUUAUGGCGAAAUUCCUUAUUCUGAAAAAACUUAUGGUCAACUAAUUGUAGCUUGUACACAAGAAGGCUUAGCCCUCUGUAAUGAGCUAAAAUUAGCUAGACAAGUCAAGCUUGAUAAGCUCAGAGAGAAAUCUCAAUUGGGCGACUUCUGUGAACAAUUCGGCAUGGAAAAACCCUUGGUUCAAAAAUCCCGAAAAUAUUCAAAAUCCAGACCUUACUAUAAAUCCAAACACUCUAGGCAUCGGAGUAAGGAAGAGCGCGAAGCUCGAAAGUCCUUCCGAAAGUCUACUAGAUUUGCUAAAAAUCAUUCGAAGUGUGAUUUAGCAAAAAUCAAAUGCUAUAAGUGUAAUCAAUAUGGUCAUAUUGCUCCCAAUUGCAAAUUGCAAAAACUUAAGUCAUUAAGACUUUCUGAAGAAGUUCAUGACCAAGUCUAUAAUUUAUUAUAUACCUCUGACUCUGAAUCGGAUUCUACUUCUGAAAAUGAUUUUGAAUUACCCAAUUCAGGUAGUGAGCAAAAUCAGAAUAAUAGAUGUGAUGACUGUGAUAAUGAUUUGUGCAAUUGUGAUGAAAUGAUGUAUAAACUUCAAGCGCAAUUCGAAGACCUAGAUCUUGAUGUUAAAACUCUCACCGCUGAAAAUAUUCUUGAAUUACUUAAAGAAGUUUCGGAUGAAAAACUUUGUGAGAAAAUCCUUAAUCUUGCUACCCAAAAAACUUCUGCUUCUUCUAGUACGUCUAGAGAUAACACUUUCGAAAAUCAACCUAUGUCUUAUUCUUUAGCUGAAGUAAAUCGACGGCUUGCUAUAAGUAAAACUCCUGGUAGAGACACCACUUUUGACGAUUUAAAACUCGAAGUUGAAAAACUCAAAAAGGAAAUUAUUUCGCUACAACAAAAUCAGAUGGUUACUGAUCAUCGACUUUCAAAACUCGAAGAAACAACGAAAUUUUCAACUUCUUCUUCAAAAGGAAAGGAAAAAGAUUUUGCAAUCUCAAAAAAUUCUGAGGAUACUCUUCCCCUUGAAGAUUACAAUACCGAAAAUUCGAAAAAUGAUUCUUUUCUAGGGAUGAUGCAAAUUGUCUCUUCCCAUAAAUGGUAUAUUAAUUGUACCAUAUUAAUUAAUAAAAACUUCUUUAUUACUAACGUUGCUAUGAUUGAUAGUGGUGCGGACGUUAGUUGCAUACAAGAAGGUUUGAUUCCUACAAAAUACUUUGAAAAAACUACUCAUGUUAUUAGAUCUGCAUCUGGACAUUCUCUUGAUAUUAAUUAUAAACUACCUAACACGCAUAUUUGUCGAGACAAGGUAUGUAUUCCUCAUUUCUUCUUCUUGGUCAAAAAUCAAAUUUAUCCGCCUAUUAUUUUAGGUACUCCUUUCAUAAAUGCUAUUUAUCCCUAUACGCAUAUUGAUGCCAGAGGUUUUACGGCUACAUAUAAAAAGCAGCCAAUUUCGUACCCUUUUAUCACUCAUCCAGUCACUAGGGACAUAAACGCUCUUAUUAAUAUAAAGCAAAAUCAGCUUAAUUUCUUACAAUUAGAAAUAAUGAGCAUUAAUAUUUUCGACACCAUGAAAUCGGUUAAAAUAAAAGAAAAAAUAAAAACUAUUUCUUCCCAAUUAAUGCUUGAUAUCUGUGCUGAUCAUCCAAACGCUUUCUGGAAUCGAAAGAAACAUAUUGUUUCUCUUCCCUAUGAAGAAAAUUUCAGCGAAGACAAGAUCCCUACCAAAUCUCGACCCUGUCAAAUGAAUACAAACUUGGUCGAAUUUUGCAAAACAGAGAUAGAUAGUCUCCUUCAAAAGGGACUUAUUAAACCCUCUAAAUCUCCUUGGUCUUGUAUUGCUUUCUAUGUUAAUAAUGCUGCUGAAAAAGAACGAGGUAUUCCUCGGUUAGUUAUCAAUUAUAAACCUCUGAAUAAAGUUUUAAAAUGGAUUCGUUAUCCAAUUCCCAAUAAAAGGGAUUUACUGUCUAGAUUAUAUGACGCUAAUAUAUUCUCUAAAUUUGAUCUCAAAUCUGGCUAUUGGCAGAUUCAAAUUGAUAAAAAUCAUACUUAUAGAACUGCUUUUAAUGUCCCCUUUGGACAAUACGAAUGGAAUGUUAUGCCGUUCGGAUUAAAAAAUGCUCCUUCUGAAUUUCAAAAAAUUAUGAAUGAUAUCUUUAAUCCUUAUAUGGAUUUUAUCAUUGUCUAUAUAGAUGAUAUUCUAGUAUUCUCAAAGACUCUUGAAAGUCAUUUUAAACAUCUGCAUAUUUUUAAGCAAAUCAUUAUUCAAAAUGGUCUAGUCAUUUCAAAACCAAAGGUCAGUCUAUUUCAAACUAGUAUUCGAUUUCUUGGCCAUAAUAUUUCUCAAGGCUCAAUUGAGCCAAUACAGCGGGUACUUGAAUUCGCUAUCAAAUUCCCUGAUGAAAUUACUGACAAAAAGCAACUACAAAGAUUUCUUGGCAGUCUUAAUUAUAUCUCUCCCUUCUAUCAAAAUCUAUCUCGUGAUCUAGCCCCGCUCUACGAUCGUCUGAAAAAGGAUCAUAAAACUCCGUGGACUAAAGCUCACACUGAUUUGGUAAAACUAAUCAAAACUCGAGUACAAUCUCUUCCUUGCACUUCUCUUGCCAACCCUAAUUGGUUAAAAAUUAUUGAAACUGACGCCUCUAAUAUUGGAUAUGGCGGAAUACUUAAACAAGUAAAUCCCCAUACAAAAUCUGAAUGUUUAAUUCGAUUCUAUUCUGGUAAAUGGACCGAAAGCCAGAAGAAAUAUGCUACGGUUGCUCAUGAAAUGCUUACCAUUGUUAAAUGUGUCUUAAAAUUUCAAGAUGAUCUUUACAAUCAAAAAUUUGUCAUUCGAACAGAUGCUCAAUCGGUUAAAUUCAUGUUUGAUAAAGACUUUAAACAUGAUGCUUCUAAAAUAAUCUUUGCAAGUAUGGUUGAUCCCCCUUGGCAAAUAGCCAGAGGAAGAGGUCGAGGUAGAAAUCAAAAUCCUGCAUAUUUGCACCAUGGAGGACGAACGAAUCCUUCUUAUCCACGAAGUACCAGAAACUCUGCUUAUAGCACAACAAGUUCUAAUUUCCCUGUACUCCAACAUGGGAAUCGAACUCUGGUUAAUGCCCGAAUCUCUCAGGAGGCAUCGUCCUCACAAUCGCAAACUCCGAAUAUUAAUCUUGAUGAUAUUCCUGAAACUCAUCCUUUAUUCCAGCAGAUUAAGUCCUAUUUAUCUGAUCAGAAAAAGGCUGCAGAUUCCUUUGCAUCAAUCAUUACUGAAAAUGAAGAUAAACCUUCAUAUGAGAAACUCGAAGCAAGGGAACUCAUUAUUUAUCUGGAAAAUCAGCAUAUCCCCUCACAAGAAAACUCCGAAGAAGCAUGGAGGAUCUUAAAAAAUUAUUUAACCGCUAAUGUUUAUAUGGCAGGAGAAUCCUACAAAACACAGACUUUUUAUGAAUAA
Molecule: messenger RNA, 3600 nt
Organism: Capsicum annuum
Lineage: Eukaryota; Viridiplantae; Streptophyta; Magnoliopsida; Solanales; Solanaceae
Exons: 2
Coding region: 82-3600 (1172 amino acids)
Molecular function (GO): nucleic acid binding; zinc ion binding
Source: RefSeq, a predicted model, not a curated record